Messenger RNA from Chanos chanos (milkfish), 8470 nucleotides. RefSeq names its product neurobeachin-like 2 (gene nbeal2). Gene Ontology annotation, cellular component: membrane; cytosol. The record is from RefSeq and is a predicted model, not a curated record. Gene Ontology annotation, molecular function: protein kinase binding. Gene Ontology annotation, biological process: intracellular protein localization. Lineage: Eukaryota; Metazoa; Chordata; Actinopteri; Gonorynchiformes; Chanidae.
AUGGCUUCGAAAGACAGGCUGUAUGAACUGUGGAUGUUAUACUACACCAAGAAAGAUGUGGCCUACCUGCAGCAGUGGCUGGAAGCAUUUGUCGCGUCCUUUGAGAAGAUCAUUGACGUUAACUCUUUGGAGCCACGCCGGCUGGAGGAGGGCAGCGCUGAGGUGCCCCUCUUGCCCAGAGAGGUCCUGGUGUUCCUUAGUACCCAGCUGUGGCACAGCGCCCUCCACCUGUCAGGGCAGGACCCCACCAACAGCACCCCACACCCUCUACUGCUCAUCAAAUUCUUCAUCAUCAUCUGCAGGAACCUGGAGAACAUCGACCCAGAUAAAACGCCGGGCUUUGUCUUCGAGACCAUUAAGCUGCUAAACUUCUGUCUAAAUCAGCUGAAGAAACAGCCGGAGGAACAGGGAACUUUACUGUCAGUGGUGCAGCAUGGACUGCUUCUGUGUGAAAACCUCUUCGACCCCUAUCAGACAUGGAGGAGACGGCUCGCUGGAGAGGAAGUUAGCAUGCUGGAGAGGAGCAAGUACAAGUUUUCUCCUCUUGUCCUGCCAGAGGAGCUGCCUGCACUUUUUCACGACAGUCUACAGGACAGCGAACAGAUCCCAGAAACACUUAUUCUUCGGCUAGUGCAUUUGCAAGGAGCAGUCAUCAGUGGAUGCAAGAAGAAUGGUCUGUUCUCCAUCACUCCCACUGCUGUGGAAGAUCUUAUGUCUGUCCUCCGCUCCUGGUGCCUCCGCUCCUCCCCUCAGCCUAAGGACCCUCGGCUCCUGCGGCUGACCUUACGUUGCCUGACUGCGAUGGUGCACCUGCUGCACUCCAGCAGUCCCGCAGAGCGACAGGUGGAGAUUCGGAACGUUCUGGAAAGCUACUUUCAGGUCCUGAACUGGAACCGUCCGCCGACCCUCGAGCAGAGUGAUGGUCUGGUCUGGGAGGACAGUCUCAUCACUUUACAGGCGCACAUGCUGAAUGCAAUCCCAGAGAUCCUGCAGUGCUCUGACCGGCCCGUGCUGCAGGCCAUCUUCCUCAAUAAUAACUGUUUUGAGCACAUACUACGACUGAUACAGAACAGCAAGCUUUAUCAGACUGGCAGAAAUAGAGCAGAUAGUGAGGUUGAGAGUGACCUCACCACACGUUUGCUCACCGAGGCAGAACUGGAGCAGGUCUGGGAGAAGGGCUCUGACUGCAUUACAGUUCAUGCCAUUGGAGUCCUCACUGCAAUCAUGAGCAACUCUCCCUCUGCUAAGGAGGUGUUUAAGGAGAGGAUUGGUUACUCCCAGCUCUUUGACGUGCUGAAAAGUCAGGGCCAGCCGACCAAAAGACUCCUACAGGAGCUCAUGAACAUGGCAGUAGAAGGUGAGCACUCCCAGGCUGUUCAGUUGGGGAUCAGUAAUGAACAGCCUCUGCUCCUGCUGCUCCAGUGGUUGCCUGAUCUGGGCUCCAGGUCUCUGCAGCUGCUGGUGUCCCAGUGGCUGGCGACCGUCUGCGGGGGCUCCCUGCCCUGCCGCACGGUGGCCGUGGAGGCCGGCCUGGUGGGCGCUCUCCUGGACGUCCUGUCGGAUCCGGCGCGUUUGGACCGGCAGUGUGCGGACGCUCUCCUGGGCCUGCUGCAGGAUCUGGGCUCCCUGUCUCUGAGGCCGUGUGAACUGAAGAGCCUGCUACGACUCCUGCGGACGGAGCAGGGCGCUCACCCGUACUGCGGCCGCGUCAUCAGGGUCCUGUCCGCCAUGGCGGCGCGGGAGGGACGCAGUACCGCCCUGCAGUAUUUCGAUCUGUCCCACCCCAUGGCGGGCAUCAUGGUGCCAGCCAUCCAGCGCUGGCCGGGCAGUGGCAUGGCUUUUCACGCCUGGUUACGACUGAACGGAGGGUUUGACCUCGUCCACUAUGAACCCGCCGGCUCCUCAAACAGCCCAGAAAUUCUCCGCGUCUCCAAAGGACCACGCAGAAAACAGCUCUACAGUUUCUUCACGCCGAGCGGAACAGGUUUUGAGGCGUUUUUCACGGCAGAGGGAAUACUGGUGGUCGCUGUUUGCACUAAGAAAGAGUACAUGGCUGUUUCUCUUCCUGAAAGCCCUCUCACAGACUGUGCUUGGCACUCUGUGGCGAUCGUGCAUGUUCCUGGGCGUCGGCCUUUUGGUCAGAACGUGGUGACGAUUUAUGUGGACGGGUUGCAGUGCAGGACAGCACAGCUUCGUUUCCCCUCCCUAAACGAGCCCUUCACGUCCUGCUGUAUUGGUUCAGCGGGUCACAGAACCACCACCACCUCCACCUCUCCCAGUUUGCCCCCCCACGUGCACACGCCCACCGAGCUGUCUUUCCCCGCCCAUGCCGGAACACUCACGCGCUCCCAGUCUUUCCCAGCAUCCUUUGCAGCCGGCAAAUGGGGCUCGGGGCGUGACACUCCGGUCCACACGAUCCCGGCCGGAAUGCAGGACACGGAGUGGGGAACGCCCACCUCGCUGGACGGACUGUUGGGAACAGCCUUCAUCUGUUACGAAGCCCUGCAGCCCGCACAGACACGCGCCCUCUUUCACGCAGGACCCAAUAACGUGUCUCUGUUUAAGGCGGAUGGUGAAUUAUCAGAACUUAACAGUAAACUGCUGUUAUACUACACUCCUCAGGCCUUUAAAAAUCAGAUCUGUCUGGACCUGUCACCCAACCAUCAGUACGAUGGCAGACUGACUGGGCACAGAGUCGUCAACUGGGAUGUUAAGGAUGUGUUAAACUCAGUAGGGGGGAUGGGAGCCCUGUUGCCGUUACUGGAACAGGUGUGUGGAUUAGAACAGUCAGACUCUGGUGGUCCGGAGACUUCUGACCUACUGGGACCUGAGCUCACCUCAUCCCGUGGUCCUGCAGGCAUGCUUCUUCCUCUGGGCAAGUCCUCUGAGUGCCGAUUGGAGAGGAACAGUGUGGCCGCCUUCCUGCUAAUGAUUAAGAACAUGCUACGGAAUCACCCUGUCAAUCAAGAGAGUCUUUUACACUGCCACGGACCUAAUAUUAUUGGAGCUAUGCUUAGUAAGGUGCCGAGUUUCAUGAUGGAUAUGAGUGUGUUGAUGGCGUGUCAGGUUCUGCUGGAGCAGGUAUCCAGCGAGGGAAACAGCGCGCUGCUGUCCCAGUUAUACCAGAACCUUCUCUUCGACUUCCGCAUCUGGAGCAACUGUCACUUCGCCGUGUGUCUCGGUCACGUGCAGUACCUGUCGUCCGUGAUCAAAGAGAGUAAACCGAAGACCCGGAGGAAGUAUGGAGUUCAGUAUAUCCUGGACUCCGUACGCACACACUACAGUGCGGAGAAGGACGGAAGCCCUCUGUCUGAUGAGAAGCAGACAGUGCAGAUUUCCCUGUUCUCUCUGAUGAAAGAUUACAUGUUAAAGAAUCCCACUCAAGAGGAGAUCCACAGCGUCCUGGCUUACGCCACUGUGGUCCAGGAUGAGCAACAGGUGAUCAGUGUGCUGGAUGUGCUGUACAGCCUGUUGAGGAGCAGUCCUCCGCGGGAGCUGGCCCUGACUGUCUUACUGGAGUGGGGGGUGGAGCAGCUCUACUGUCUUCUGCUCAAACACAACUUUGGAGAUGAGGCCCGGGAAAGAGUGUUCAGGGUCCUGUACAAAGUCCUGAAGAGUGAACGAGUGUCUGAGCGCAACAAACAGCGCGUCAAACUCAAAGACUCCGGCUACCUCGGCCUGGUCUGUUGCCUAGGAGAUACUCCCGUCACCAUGACAACAAUCCGCUGCCUUUACGAGCAAGUCCUCGCCACAGACUCUGUUCCAAACUUCAAGGAUCUCUUGGCUGUGGUUUACCUGUCUCACCGUGCCGACCUCACUGUUCGACUGGACGUCUGCCGCAAGCUGUUUCAUCUGAUCUACUCUAGUGAGGACUACGUGAAGCAGCUGGCACGUCAGCCAGGCUGGCAGGACGUUCUCACCAAACUCUACAUUAAGGAAUCCCUGGAGUCACAGGUGGUCAACCAAUCAGGAACCAGCCCUCACUCGUCCCUGGGGCCCGGCCCCCGCCCAGUACUGCGCCGUGACGACAGCAUCAUAGAAGAGCAUCGCGGCGAUGUCUUCAUCCCUUACGGCUCUCGUGGUGAGGAAGAGGAAGAGGAGGAGGAGGAAGAGGAGCGGCAGAGAGACAUUUCAGAGGGGUUUUCAGACUUGUCCCAGUCUCCUCCGACGGCUGUCUCCGGAGGGAGAACUCUGAAGAACUUUGGCGGUUCCCUCAACUUCAAAUCCUUUGAUUCGGUGGAGCAGGGCAGUCACUGCUCCUCUCUGUCCAACGCUGUGGACAUUCCCUCGCCCCGAUUACAGGAGGAAGAGGAGGAGAGCGAAGAGGGAGGGGUUUACUUCCCGCUCUCACCAUUUGGCUCGUCGCCCUUCGAGCUGGAGCUGGGAACGCAGGGGGGAGGAGGGGGCAAUCAGGUGGGCACGGGAGCAGGAACGGGCACGCACACGCCCGCGGGCAGCCUGCCCCAAACGCCGUCUCCUCUGGAGCACAGCCGGCCCUUCCCGGGUCUCCGGCCCAGAAAGAGCUCCAGUCUGUCCAACGUUCUGGACGACACCAGCUACGGUACCGACCCGCCCACGGCCGACACCAUCUCAAACAAUUCCAACCCACAGACUCCCGAGGAGGAGCUUUGUAAUUUGUUGACUAAUAUCGUGUUCUCGGUGCUGUGGAGUGGGAUGGAGGGUCCAGAUGACGUGGUGUGGCGAGAGAGGGGUCAGGUCUUCUCCGUUCUCACCAAACUGGGCUCAUCCUGCCAGCUGGUCCGCCCCCCUGACGACAUCAAACGCAGCCUGUUGGAGAUGAUGUUGGAGUCAUCUCUCUCUGACCUGAGGGAAUGUCAGGGUGUACCACAACCCCACAUACCCAGCCUGCUCCGCCUUCUCCGACUGCUACAGGACUUCCUAUUCGCUGAGGGCACUGACAAUCAAGCCUUAUGGAGUGAGAAGAUCUUUGAGGGUGUGGUGACUCUGCUGGACAGACUGCAGGCUUGGCAUCCAUCCCCAGGGUCUCCCCUGGCCUCAGAGCUCAGAGAGAUGGCCCAAAUCGGCCUGCGUAUCAUCAGUGGAUACAUUCAACAGCAGCAUCCUCAGGUGUGUGUGAUGGCGUGUGUGAAGCUCCACAGUCUACUGCAGACGGUGUUGUGUUUGAGUUGGGAGGAGGUUUGUUUCUUGCUGGGGAGUUUGGGCGCCCCCCUGUGGCCGUCAGAGGGAGGAGACGGUGCGGGAACAGAGACUCUGGUUCCACUGGUUCCCAUCGUACGGACCCUACUGGAUCAGCAUGCGGACCCAGUCAAACUACACUCCCUCCUCCCUAAUCUUCCCCCGACCAAUGGCAGCACCUCCUUCGCCAAGGACCUCCAGGCCUACUGCCCGACCAUCGAGUGGCAAACCUUCUACCAGAACCACGUUGAGCCCACUCUCAAGCAGUAUGAGCUGGACACGUUUGGGAAGAGUCAUGACUUGAUGUCGAAUUUUUGGAACUCGUGUUUUGAUGACCUCAUGAGCACUGCACAAAAACGGGACAAAGACCGGGCCGACUGCAAAGCCAAAUUUCAGGAGAUGGUCGUGGACCCGUUUUUGAAGCGUGUGCGGACUGAAAACAGUCGAUACCACGGUGCACAGAAGCUCAGUAACAGCCAGCAGGGGGUGGUGUGGCUGCACUGGAAAUCUCUCCGCAGGUUACUGACCAGUGAGAGACGAGCCUGGGCCAACAGAGUGCAGCCAGAGGUCAAAUGGAAGUUGUCCAGUGCAGAGACGUACUCAAAGAUGCGUCUGAAACUGGUUCCCAAUUACUCCUAUGACUCCCACAGUGAUGCUAGCGCAUCCCGCGAUAACAUGGGAGCUGAAAGCCCACGCAGCUCAACAGACACUCUCCCAUUGGCUGUUGCCAAGGAAGCUAAAGUGAGUGACAUGGAGGAUGACCAGUUGGAGGACGAGGACCUUGUUUUCCUUGACAACCAUGUGGAGGGAGAGGAGGAGAAUCAGAAGGAGAAGCUGGUGUUGUCAGAGGACUGUGAGCUCAUCACCAUCGUGGCCGUGGUCCCGGGUCGACUGGAGGUCACCAAUCACCACAUCUACUUCUACGACGGGAGCAGCGAGAAAGAGGAGACGGAGGAAGGUAUAGGCUUUGACUUUAAGCGUCCCUUGAUUCAGCUGCGUGAGGUUCAUCUGCGACGUUACAACCUACGCAGAUCUGCACUGGAGCUCUUCUUCAUAGACCAAGCCCACUACUUCAUCAACUUCAGAAAGAAGGUGAGGAAUAAGGUCUACUCGCGUAUCCUGGGUCUGCGUCCUCCUAAUCUCUUCUACUUUGGCUCUCGUUCCCCUCAGGAGUUACUCAAAGCAUCAGGGCUCACACAGAAGUGGGUUUGUAGAGAAAUCUCCAACUUUGAGUACCUUAUGCAGCUCAACACCAUCGCUGGCCGCACGUACAAUGACCUCUCCCAGUACCCUGUGUUUCCCUGGGUGCUGUGUGACUACACUUCCCCUGUGUUGGACCUGGAGGAUCCUGCCGUGUUUCGGGAUUUAUCCAAACCAAUCGGAGUGGUCAACCCACGCCACGCCCAGAGCGUCAGAGAGAAGUAUGAGAGCUUUGAGGAUCCCACAGGCACCAUUGAUAAAUUCCACUACGGUACACACUACUCCAACGCCGCAGGGGUCAUGCACUACAUGAUUCGCACCGAACCCUUCACAACACUGCACAUACAGCUUCAGAGUGGCAGAUUUGACUGUGCUGAUCGCCAGUUCCACUCAGUGGGAGGGGCAUGGCAGGCUCGCAUGGAGAGUCCUGCUGAUGUCAAAGAGCUCAUCCCAGAAUUCUUCUAUUUCCCAGAAUUCCUGCAGAAUAUGAACGGCUUUGAUCUGGGCUGUUUGCAGAUGUCACAGGAGUCUGUGACAGACGUGCUGUUGCCACGCUGGGCCACCUCACGAGAAGAUUUCAUCAGAAAACACCGCAAAGCACUGGAGAGUGAGUAUGUAUCAGCUCAUCUCCAUGAGUGGAUAGAUCUGAUUUUUGGCUAUAAACAACGUGGACAAGAGGCUGUGGAGGCCCUUAAUGUUUUCUACUACUGCACAUAUGAGGGUGCGGUUGAUCUGGAUGCGAUAGCCAAUGAAACUGAGAGAAAAGCCUUGGAGGGAAUCAUCAGUAAUUUUGGCCAGACGCCCUGUCAACUGCUCAAGGAGCCCCACCCUCCUCGUAUGUCGGCAGAGAACGCGUCUCGGCGACAGUCCCGUAUCGACACUCUGCCGCCAAACCUGUUUGAUCACCUGGACAAGCUCCGCCCCUUUGUUGAGAUGGUGAGUGACGGGAUUCCUCUGGUGCAGGCUGUGGUGCCCAGAACACAGACUCGAUCCUUCCUCAUACAAGGCUGUGACAUACUGGUGACGGUGAGUGCUAACGGACUGAUUGGGACACACAGCUGGCUUCCAUAUGACAAAAACAUCGCCAACUACUUCACCUUUACCAGAGACCCCAGUGUGUCCAACCAAAAAACCCAGCGGUUCCUGAGUGGGCCAUUUUCGCCCGGUGUGGACAUCGGUGCCCAGGUCCUGGUGGUAUCUAAUGAUGGCAGACUGCUCUUCAGCGGAGGACACUGGGACUGCAGCCUGCGUGUCACCACGCUGGGAAAAGCCAAACUGGUCGGACGCAUCUGCAGACAUAUAGACGUGGUUACAUGUCUGGCGUUGGAUCUCUGUGGUAUUUACCUCAUCUCAGGCUCUCGGGACACAACCUGCAUGGUGUGGCAGGUCCUCCAACAGGGAGGUUUCUCCAGUGGUCUCUCUCCCCGGCCAGUCCAGGUACUCUGUGGUCAUGACCAGGAGGUGACCUGCGUGGCCAUCAGUACCGAGCUCGACAUGGCAGUGUCAGGUUCAAAGGAUGGCACACUGAUAGUGCACAGUGUUCGUCGGGGUCAGUUUUUGCGGACCUUGCGUCCGGUGUGUGAGAGCUGUCUGCCCGUGCGGAUCUCGGCGCUGCAGGUGGGGAUGGAGGGUCACAUUGUGGCACAGACGGCCAUGGAGGGGCGCCCCGCAGGGAGGGAGAAGAACGCGGUGCAUGUGUAUUCAGUGAACGGCAUGCUGCUGGCGUCCGAGGCGGUGGAGGAGCAGGUGACAGCUGUGUACCUGGUGCCUGAAUAUGUUAUCCUGGGCACUGCGGAGGGCAACCUUCACAUCCGAGACAUGUACAGCCUGAAGCUAACCGUAUCACCCCUGGCCCUGAUGGUGCCGAUCCGGAGUGUGUCAGUGACUAAAGAAUGCAGUCACAUCCUCGUGGGUCUGGACAACGGAAAACUCAUUGUGGUGGGAGCUGGCAAACCAGAGGAAGUGCGCUCAGGACAGUUUUCCCGUCGCUUGUUUGGCUCCACGCGUAGAAUUUCCCAGGUAUCCUCAGGAGAAACGGAAUACAACCCCACAGAGCACUCUGGGAAAUGAGCAGAUCACUCCACCUGGUUUUAGGAGAUGCACUAUACACACA